Messenger RNA from Manihot esculenta (cassava), 2328 nucleotides. RefSeq names its product succinate dehydrogenase [ubiquinone] flavoprotein subunit, mitochondrial. The coding region runs from base 195 to 2108 and encodes 637 amino acids. Gene Ontology annotation, biological process: tricarboxylic acid cycle; mitochondrial electron transport, succinate to ubiquinone. Gene Ontology annotation, molecular function: electron transfer activity; flavin adenine dinucleotide binding; succinate dehydrogenase (quinone) activity. The record is from RefSeq and is a predicted model, not a curated record. The transcript has 16 exons. NCBI's taxonomy places the organism in Eukaryota, Viridiplantae, Streptophyta, Magnoliopsida, Malpighiales, Euphorbiaceae.
ACAGGGGCAGUCUUAACUGAUAGCCGAGUCGCGCGCAUCGGUCAGGGAGCCUCCGCUUGGCUCACUAGGCCUCUUGCUCUUUAGCUCUUCCAUUCAACUCUCUCUGCUAAAACCAAUACCCUACAUACUACACUAUUCAUUAACCCAACUGCUUACUUCCAUUAGCAAACACAGCGUAGAGAAAUUGUCCAGAGAUGUGGCGGUUCGUUGCUCGUGGUCUUCGCGUUCCUUCCUCUUUUUCUUCUAAGAAACCGCUCUCUAAUGACUCUCUUGGAUCUCACAUUUCCAGAUUUUUCUCUACUGAAUCCCAGACUGGUGGACGAUCCUCAUACACAAUUGUUGAUCAUACAUAUGAUGCAGUUGUGGUAGGAGCAGGUGGUGCUGGGUUGAGAGCUGCCAUAGGACUCUCAGAACAUGGAUUUAACACUGCUUGCAUUACCAAGCUUUUUCCAACUCGUUCACACACCGUUGCAGCUCAGGGAGAAAUCAAUGCAGCUCUGGGAAAUAUGACAGAAGAUGAUUGGAGGUGGCACAUGUAUGACACUGUCAAGGGAAGUGAUUGGUUAGGUGAUCAGGAUGCUAUUCAAUACAUGUGUAGGGAGGCACCAAAGGCAGUAAUUGAACUUGAGAACUAUGGGCUGCCAUUUUCCAGAACAGAAGAUGGACGAAUUUAUCAGCGUGCAUUUGGUGGUCAGAGUCUAAAUUUUGGAAAAGGUGGACAGGCAUAUCGUUGUGCUUGUGCUGCUGAUCGAACUGGGCAUGCUCUUUUGCACACUCUCUAUGGCCAAGCUAUGAAACACAAUACACAAUUUUUUGUGGAAUAUUUUGCUUUGGAUCUACUAAUGAAUACUGAUGGUAGCUGUCAAGGAGUAAUUGCAUUGAAUAUGGAGGAUGGGACGUUGCAUAGAUUCCUUGCUGCUUCAACUAUCUUGGCCACAGGGGGCUAUGGUAGAGCAUACUUUUCGGCAACCUCAGCUCAUACAUGCACUGGAGAUGGCAAUUCUAUGGUUGCACGGGCUGGGCUUCCUCUCCAGGAUUUGGAGUUUGUUCAGUUUCAUCCUACAGGCAUAUAUGGGGCUGGCUGCCUAAUCACUGAAGGAUCUCGUGGUGAAGGUGGUAUCCUUAGGAACAGUGAAGGUGAACGAUUUAUGGAAAGAUAUGCUCCUACAGCCAAGGAUCUUGCAUCAAGGGAUGUUGUUUCAAGAUCUAUGACCAUGGAGAUUCGGGAGGGCCGCGGUGUAGGACCUUUGAAGGACCAUAUCUAUUUGCAUUUAAACCACUUGCCCCCAGAUGUACUAAAAGAGAGGCUUCCUGGUAUUUCUGAAACUGCUGCCAUUUUUGCUGGUGUGGAUGUUACAAAGGAACCCAUCCCUGUCUUGCCUACUGUGCAUUACAAUAUGGGUGGAAUUCCCACAAAUUACCAUGGAGAGGUGGUUACUGUUAAAGGCAAUGAUCCCGAUGCUGUAGUUCCUGGUUUAAUGGCUGCUGGGGAGGCAGCCUGUGCAUCUGUUCAUGGUGCCAAUCGGCUUGGUGCAAAUUCUCUGCUUGACAUUGUUGUUUUUGGUCGAGCUUGUGCAAAUCGAGUAGCAGAGAUCCAUAGACCAGGGGAAAAACAGAAGCCUUUGGAAAAGGAUGCUGGAGAGAGGACCAUUGUGUGGCUAGACAAACUGAGGAAUUCAAAUGGAUCAUUGCCAACUUCACAAAUCCGAUUAAAUAUGCAGAGGAUAAUGCAAAAUAAUGCAGCUGUUUUCCGUACACAAGACACAUUGGAAGAAGGUUGUCAGCUGAUUGACAAAGCAUGGGAGAGCUUUCAUGAUGUGAAGUUGAAAGAUCGCAGUCUAAUAUGGAACUCUGACUUGAUAGAAACCAUUGAAUUAGAAAACCUUUUGAUAAAUGCCUGUAUCACAAUGCACUCUGCUGAGGCUCGGAAGGAGAGCAGAGGGGCACAUGCCCGUGAAGACUUCACUAAAAGAGAUGAUGAAAAUUGGAUGAAGCAUACUUUGGGAUACUGGGAGAAUGUGAAGGUACGACUCGAUUACAGGCCAGUACACAUGAAUACAUUAGAUGAUGAAAUUGAGUCAUUCCCGCCUAAAGCUCGUGUUUAUUGAUGCAUUUGCUCAUUGAAGAAGUGGCCAUGGUUAACGAGGAGACAACAAUUAAACAUGUGGAUGCAAUAAAAUUGUUGUAAGAGUAGGCAUUUUUUGUGAUAAUUGUUGUUUUCAUCAAUGUCGAUAUUAAGCAUCUGCAAAUCAUGUCGAACUUGUAUUUACAACUGCUAAUAAAUUACUGGCUGUAGGGAAAGGGUGAGCUUUCCUCUUAUUUGGAUCC